This is a messenger RNA of Malania oleifera, 1843 nucleotides long. RefSeq names its product probable (S)-N-methylcoclaurine 3'-hydroxylase isozyme 2. Gene Ontology annotation, molecular function: monooxygenase activity; heme binding; oxidoreductase activity, acting on paired donors, with incorporation or reduction of molecular oxygen. The record is from RefSeq and is a predicted model, not a curated record. Lineage: Eukaryota; Viridiplantae; Streptophyta; Magnoliopsida; Santalales; Ximeniaceae. The transcript has 2 exons. Bases 19 to 1623 code for a protein of 534 amino acids.
GCGCAUCUAUAAAUACGCAUGAACCCUGGAAGCCCUUCACCAAUCCAAGCCUAUCUGAUCCUGCACUCGCUUAUAACAUCGACCACCAUGGAAGCCACGCAAGGUGCUUCUUCACCUUUCUUCAUUUCAGCAGAUGGCAACAAUGUCCAUCUCCUCACCGUUCCUAUCUUGCUCCUUCUCCCUCUCCUCUUCCUCUUCCUCAAGCACAGAUCCUCCAAGCACCACAACCUCCCGCCGGGGCCGUUCCCGUGGCCCAUCGUUGGCAACAUCGCCUCCGUUGGGUACAAGCAGCACGAGGACCUCGCCAAGCUGGCCCAGGCCCACGGACCCCUCAUGUCCCUCCGCAUGGGCUCCCAGCUGGUGGUGGUCGGCUCCAACAAGGCCGCCGCCAUCGAGAUCCUCAAGACCCACGACCGCGUGCUCUCGGGGCGGCUGCCGCCGCACGUGUCGCCGGCGAAGAGCCCCGAGCGGAACCACCUCUCCAUUGGGUGGACCUUCGAGUGCACGGAGCAGUGGAAGUUCAUGCGGACGCUGUGCCGGACGGAGCUGUUCGGCGGCAAGAUUCUGGACUCCAGGAUGGACAUCAGGGCCCAGAAGGUUCAGGAGAUGGUGGACUUUUUGGCGACGAAGGAAGGACAAUUGGUGGCGAUAAGGGAGGUGAUUUUUUCGACGGCGUUUAAUGUGCUUGGGAACGUUUUGAUGUCGAAGGAUUUCAUGGCAUUGGAGGAAGGGGAGGGGCAGGGUAUGUGUGAUAUAGUGAGGAAUCUGAUGGAGCUGUGGACCAAACCUAACAUUUCUGAUUUGUAUCCGUUUCUGGGGGAAUUGGAUAUUCAGGGUUGGAGGAGAGAGGCGUAUCGGUACAGUGAGAGGUUGUAUGAGGUGUGGAGAGAUACGAUGAAGGAAAAGAGAGAGAGAAUGAGAAGAGGUGAGGAGAGUAAGACUAGAGACUUCUUGGAUGUUUUGCUCCACAAUAAUUUUGCUGACGAUCAGGUCGAUGUUCUGUUCUUGGAACUCUUUCUUGCAGGAACCGAUACUAGUACCUCAACGAUUGAAUGGACCAUAGCAGAACUACUUAAGAAUCAAAAUGUCAUGAAAAAAAUUUGUGAAGAACUGGAGAAGGAAGCUCCGGAGGGCUACUUGAAAGAGAUAGACAUAACUCGCUUUCCCUACUUGCAAGCGUGUGUGAAAGAAACCCUACGACUACAUCCUGCAGCACCAUUGAUUCCUCGUCGGUCGACCGAGAAAUGUCAAGUUAUGAACUACAACAUCCCAAAAGACACCCAAGUUCUAGUGAACAUUUGGUCAAUUGGUAGAGACCCUCGAAUAUGGGAAGACCCUGCAAGUUUUAAGCCUGAAAGGCUUCUAAAUUCCGAAUUAGAUUUUAAAGGGCAUGAUUUUGAGUUCUUGCCUUUUGGCGGGGGAAGGAAAAUUUGCCCUGGAUAUCCAAUGGCCAUUAGGCAAGUUCACUUGACCUUAGCUGCUUUGCUCCACCACUUUGAUUGGUCUCUUCCUAAUAACAUGACCCUUGAUCAGCUUGAUAUGAAUGAGAAGUGUGGGAUAACAUUGCAAAAAGAGGAUCCUCUCGUGCUCAUACCAACGAGAAAAAAAAGAUCACAAUUCUAAAUUACCCUUAGUACUAUUUUGAUAGUUUGUCUAGUCAUGUUGAAAUAGCAUGUACGACAAGUUUGAAUAAAUGAUCUAUAUGUUAGUUGUAUUUCAUAAUAUGGACGAAAAAAUUUGGCUUUUGGGUCAAAUUCUCAAGUGAUGUUCCUUUUUUUUUUUUGUGUGUAUCUUACCAAAAUAAAAGAGCUUGUAAGUUUAUGCAAACUACAUUUUUAUCAAA